Molecule: messenger RNA, 4766 nt
Organism: Darwinula stevensoni
Lineage: Eukaryota; Metazoa; Arthropoda; Ostracoda; Podocopida; Darwinulidae
Source: the annotation of a GenBank genome assembly
ACUGAAUGCAGCCAACGGGUCAUUCUUAGUGCGCAUGUCAGUGGGUUUAUUUACAUAUUGAGCCUGAGAUGAUAUCCAGGUGGUAGGUCUUACAUCGUUUAUGCUCAGGAGGUGUGUCUGGCGAGCAGGAAAGUGAGAGCGACGGAACCGGGAGAAAAGGAAAUCGUAAACUGUUCAACCAGAUGGCCAUGUCGAGUGUUGGGGACGAUAAUUCUUUGUCACUAGUGAGGAGGAGAUUGUAAGCAAGAGAGAAGAAAGGGAGAGAGAGAGAGCGAGAGCAAGAGCGAGAGCGAGAGAGGGAGAGAGAGAGAGAGCUGCGAUCUUGAAAGAGGCGCGACUGGGAAGGAGUUUCUCACUUGCCUCACUCUGCAUACGUGGGAUCGAGAAGAAACAUGGAAAUAAUGAAACAGACGCUAGGAAUUCUAUUCCUGCUUGUGAUGACCUGGGACCUGACAGGAGCGGACUGUCCGGCGAAGUGUCAGUGUUUCCAAGCUAACGUGCGUUGCAUGAUGCAGAAGUUGGACUCCGUCCCCAAAGUUCCCCUUGAUACCACCGUCCUGGAUUUGAGGUUCAACAAGAUCCAAGAGCUUCCGCCCGGAACAUUCAAGGAAUUGAAGAACCUCACUACCCUACUCCUGAACAACAACCAUUUGACCCGCCUGCAGAAUGGAGCCUUGACUGGCUUGAAGAACCUUCGCUUCUUGUAUUUGUACAAGAACCGUCUAAAGGAAAUCGAGCCAAGUGCCCUUCGUGGGCUGCCGAAUUUGGAAGAGCUGCAUCUGCACUUCAACUCCUUGACGGAGGUGCUCCCGGGAACCUUCGCUGAUUUUCCUUCUCUUCAGAAGAUAUUCCUUCAAAACAAUCAGCUGGAGAGGAUCUCCGAGAAAGCUUUCGGCAAAGUUCCGAGUCUCACCCAUUUGCGUUUGAACGGGAAUGCCCUCAUUUGCGAUUGUCACUUGGGAUGGUUGCCGGAAUUCCUGCGGAGACACGAGAGCUCAUCUCGCGUUCAAGUCUCUGUCCCGUGCCACGGGCCUGAAAACCUCCGUGGGAAGUCGCUUCUCUCUGUUCCCAAGCACGUCUUUCAAUGCGAGAAGCCUCCGACCGGCGAGGAAAAGCCUGUCCUCAAUGAAGAGCCUUUUGAUAUUGAGGUCAAUGUGGGAGAGCCUGUCUCCCUCAGAUGUUCUGCAAGCGGGAAUCCCAGCCCAGAAAUCUUCUGGAUGCACAACAGCAACAUGAUCCUGCCAGAGGAAGAUCCUCACUUGAAGGUGUUGCCGGAUGGUACGUUGAUGAUUCUAGAAACCCAGGACGAGGACAUGGGAGAAUACGAGUGCAUGGCCAAGAAUGAGAAAGGAGAAAUGCGAUCCCGGAGAGUUCGAAUGACAGCCAAGUCUUCGCCGCCUCCCAUCGAUAACUCCCUCAUCGUGGAGCUUCCAGAACAAGAGAGGGAGAUCCAGAACAAGAGUAUCUGGUUUGUGAGGAGACCAGAAAACGAGGAAGCAAUAGAAGGAGAAGGAAUUCAAUUGGAUUGUAUGGCCAAAGGAAGCCCCGAGCCAACCGUCCAAUGGCUCAAGGACGAUUCCCCUCUUCCGCGCAUCCCCAAAUACAAAGUAGGAGUUGAAGAGGUGAUAUUGCAGGUGCUGCCUAGUGGAUCCCUGAUGAUCUUGGAGGCAUCUUUGGAAGACUCGGGUCUUUACAAUUGCGUUGCUGUCAAUAACCUGGAUCGGAUCUCGGCUACCGCGUUCCUUCGGGUACUCAGCCCUCCAAAACUGAAGAGGAAUUCCGAGGACCAAGUGGCUGGAGGAGGAGACACGGUCGAAUUCCUUUGUUUGGCUAUGGGGACUCCUGCACCCAUCGUGUCUUGGAGCCGAGACGCCACUCAUAUAGUCCCUGACGACCGGAGAACCAUCUCUGUCGGAGGUCAAGUGCUGCGAAUCGCGGGCGUGAAACCGAUGGAUAGUGGAACGUACACGUGUAAGGUGGAGAACUCCGUGGGGAUAUUGGAGCAUUCUAGUAAACUCAUCGUGGAUGGGAUGCUGCCACCCAACAUCGUGGCUCCACCCCCGCAAGACCUAGAAGCAGGCAUGGGGACCGAUGUUUACUUGCCUUGCCAGGCUCAAGGCCUACCGACCCCUGUGGUGGUUUGGAAGAAGGAUGGACUUGUCAUGGGAGAAGACGUCAGGCACAGGAUCGUUGACGGGAGCCUUUAUGUGUACAAUUUAUCAAAAGACGACGCGGGUAUGUAUGAGUGUGCAGCGCAGAAUGCCAUCGGAUCGGUAACGGCUCAGGCUCGCAUGAAAGUCACCGAUCAGGUUGACGAAGCCAGCGAAGAGUUUCUGGCCGAAAAGGUGAACGAGGUUGGUGAAAACGUCAGGGUUGCUCUUCAACAAACCAUCGCAGACUUCAACCAAACCCGGCUACGUAUCUCCGACCUCUUUCACGCUGCUCGCUUCCCCACCAACGCUUCACGGGCUUUAGCAGUUGCUGGUGAAAUUUACGAACAGGCCAUCCUGGUCCUCCAGGAACAUCUCCUGUCAUCUCGACUCGGUCAUCUCGUCAGCAAAGAUUUUUUGUACGAGGACUGGCUAUCUAGAAGGGAGCUGGAACUCCUGUCAAACUUGAGUGGGUGCAACAUGCAUCGGCCCAUGGUGAAUUGCUCGGACAUGUGUUUCCACUCUCGAUAUCGGAGCUUUGAUGGAACCUGCAACAACAUCCGACAUCCUUUGUGGGGUGCUUCUCUCACCGCUUUUAAUCGGAUCCUCCAGCCAGUAUAUGAAGACGGCUUCAAUGCUCCGAAAGGUUGGUUCAAGGACAGAAGAUACCAUGGCCGGGAUCUUCCCAGCGCCCGAGAGGUAUCGUGGAAGAUCAUCUCAACCCGGAAUGUGACGGAGGAUGCCAUUCACACUCACAUGCUCAUGCAAUGGGGUCAGUUCUUGGAUCACGAUUUAGACCAUGCCCUUCCUUCCAUCAGCACACGAGCCUUCAGGUCCAAGGUUCCGUGUUCCCAGACAUGCACGAACGAGCCACCAUGCUUCCCGAUUGCAAUUUCGGGUGAUGACCCUCGCAUUCAGAAUCGCCAAUGCAUGGAAUUCAUCCGAAGUAGCCCGUCUUGUGGUUCGGGCUUCACCUCCUUUUUCUUCCCGAGCCUUCAACCCCGAGAACAGAUCAAUCAACUCACGUCCUUCAUCGACGCAUCUCAGGUAUACGGAUUCAGUGAAAGGGAAGCGAAUUCCCUGAGGAAUUUUUCGACGGAUUCGGGUCUUCUUCGCGUAGGGCUUCAACUGCCAGGUCAGGAACCUCUGCUUCCCUUCAGUCAUGACUCUUUCAUGGACUGCCGACGAAACCAGUCGGAAAGCGAAAUCCAAUGUUUUCUGGCUGGCGAUAUCCGUGCCAAUGAACAACUAGGUCUCAUUGCAAUGCACACUCUUUGGAUGAGGGAACACAAUCGAAUUGCCACACAGCUCAAGGGAUUCAAUUCACAGUGGAACUCGGAAAAAGUCUUCCAAGAGGCGAGGAAAAUCGUGGGAGCCGAGAUGCAACAUAUUACCUAUAGUCACUGGCUCCCGAAACUCUUGGGCCCGAAAGGGAUGGAACAAAUCGGCGAAUACUCCGGUUACAAUCCCAAUGUGAACCCAUCCAUUGCGAAUGCGUUCGCGACUGCAGCCUUUCGCGUCGGUCAUACCCUGAUCAACCCCAUCCUGAUGAGGUUGGACGGAGACUUCCAACCCAUCCUGGAAGGCCAUAUCCCGCUACAUAAAGCCUUCUUCUCUCCUUGGAGAAUCGUUGAAGAAGGCGGGAUCGAUCCUCUGCUUCGAGGCCUCUUCGUUUCCCCAGGCAAGCAGAAGAGAUCCGACCAACUGGUGAAUUCAGAUCUAACGGAAAAGCUUUUUCAGCAAGCACUUCAAGUAGCAUUGGACUUGGCCGCGAUGAACAUUCAACGAGGCCGUGAUCACGGCCUCCCAGGCUAUAAUGAUUGGAGGCGAUUCUGCAAUCUGACUGUGGCAAGGAAUUUCCUGGAACUCCGCUACGAGAUCAAAGACGAGACCCUUCGAACCAAGCUGGAAGAAAUCUAUUCCCAUCCAGACAAUGUGGACUUGUGGGUGGGGGGUUUGGCGGAGGAUCCCCUGCUUGGUGGGAAAGUGGGCCCUACCAUCACCUGCCUCAUAGCUCAACAAUUCCAAAGAUUAAGAGAUGGUGACCGGUUUUGGUAUGAAAACCCAGGCGUCUUCAAGCCCGAGCAGCUGAGCCAGAUCAAGCAGGCGAAUCUGGCUCGAAUCCUGUGUGACAAUGGCGACAACAUUAGUCACGUUACACGGGAUGUCUUCCUUCUCCCUCACAUUCAAAGGGAUGGUUUCCUCCCUUGCCAAUCACCUCACAUCCCCAUCGUGGACCUUCACUUUUGGGACGAAUGUUGUCCCGAAUGUGACGAAGACGCAGAAGAUGGACGAUUGAGUAGAAAGAAGCGCAGAGCUCCAGGAUUUUCAUAUCAAGAGGACAGACCAGGGCCCGAGGAGGAUGAAGAGGAUGUAAAGGAGAUGAGGAUCGAGGGGAUCGAGAGCAUGCUCUUCGAAUUGCGAAAGACCAUCAGCAAGCUCAACAAGAGGGUCAGGAGACUGGAAUCUCAAUGUCAAGGGCAAGUGAGAUCAAAGGAAGGCCCAUCCUGCAACGACGAGAGGGGAUUGGAACGAAAGGAGGGAGAGAAAUGGAAGAUCGAUAAAUGCACCAAAUGUUCAUGCGAGGUCAAUCUUGAUUCUCUACCUAUUCCUUAG